Messenger RNA from Umbelopsis ramanniana AG, 546 nucleotides. RefSeq lists its product as uncharacterized. Lineage: Eukaryota; Fungi; Mucoromycota; Umbelopsidomycetes; Umbelopsidales; Umbelopsidaceae. Gene Ontology annotation, cellular component: mitochondrial membrane. The transcript has 3 exons. Bases 119 to 385 code for a protein of 88 amino acids. Gene Ontology annotation, biological process: regulation of heme biosynthetic process. The record is from RefSeq and is a predicted model, not a curated record.
AGGAAAUUAUAGGGGAAAAAAAAAAAAAAAGUGUCAUCGUCAGCGUUGCGAAGCGAAAAAACUCAGUUCAUUCAUCCCGCUUGCAUUCUUCUCACCAUUCAAGCUUCAUUUCUUCAGCAUGACAGACAAUCUAGGUUAUUCUUUUGCAGCCGUGGUAUUUGUAGGAGGAUUGAUUGGUUAUAUCAAAGCCGGUAGUCUGGCAUCGUUCAUCUCUGGAACGGUAUUUGGCAGCUUGAUCACGUUGGGGGCCUAUCAAGCAUCUCAGAGCCCGAGCCGUGUUGGCCUCGCUUUUGUGGUCUCCUUGGCACUGAUGAUCGCCAUGGGCAUACGUUUUUCAAAGAGCAAGGCCUUCAUGCCAGCUGGUUUGAUUACUAUUCUCAGGUAAAAUUCAUCUCCUUGGCCAUGUCUACCGUGUAUGGAAAUCUCACCUCCAACUAUUUAUACUUGUCCUGUCCAUCAACGGGGGGUUCAUCUCCUUGUUCUCUAUUCCAUACAGUCUUGUCAUGGCAUUGCGCUACGGUACUCGCCUAUUGCAAUAACUGCCUU